UAACACAAAUUUUAUUCAUUUAUGAUCACGCAAACGUUGCUUUGUUGUUUUGUAAGACAAUUAAAUACUUAGUUCUUCUGUUAAUAUUUAUGGUGAUUAGUUUGGUCGUGUGUCUGGUAAACGUUGGAUCGUGUGGAUUAUACUCCAUCAAACAUUAAUAAGAUUUGCAAGAUAGUGGAAACUGUAUCCCCUUCAUUGGUUGUUUUAGACGUGCUUUAGUAAUAUCACUGAUACGUGGUUCGAGCCACUGCAAACUUAUCAUUAGUAAUUAAUGAAUAAAAUAAAAACAAUAAUUUAUAAAAAUAAAAAAAAUAUGUGAGAUUAACUGAAAUAAAAAUAUUAACUGUUGAUUAACUAGAAUUAUAAGGCCCACUGCUUGCUGCCGCCUUCUGAUUUUUGAUAUAAACAAAUAAAAACAAGGCUGCAUUAUUUCGAUCUAAGUGUAAUGACUGAAAUUGAGAAUCAUCAUCUGGAAAAUGGAUCAGCAGUCAGGUCUAUGGUCCAAAAUACACCAAGAAAGUUCCACUUGACUAUGGAAGUUCCAAUGUGCCUAACCAUGCUAAGCUUGUCAUUAACAGGCGCUGCUGUUAGCAACAUUUUACUAUACAGGACAUGCUUGCAUAGUUUGAACCAUCCAGACUCUGUGUGUAAGGUUUUUCUUGCACUCGACAAGACGAACCAAACAGAUGAAUUAGAAAAAGAAGUGCAGAGAUACGCGACCGUAGUGAAUACCGUAAAAAGUAUAAUAGAAGCUGUUGCACCGGCAGUUUUAUCUCUAUUUAUGGGUGUGUGGUCUGAUACCCACGGCAGAAAACCUCUGGUUGUAUGGCCACUUUUUGGCAUGGCAAUGACUGGAAUGAUGCUGGUGGUGUAUAGCACUAUGAACGACUUGGGCCCUUGGUGGUUGAUAGUAACUGCCGUUCCAUAUUCGCUAACCGGCGGCAUGAUCAUAUUAUUUACUGGAGCUUUUUGUUACGUAAGUGACGUCACAUCCCCGGAGAACAGAUCCCUUAGAAUGACUAUACUGGGGGCAUCUGUUUCUGCUGGAAGCGUACUGGGAGGACUAUUUAGUGCCCAUUUGCUUAGGGCCGUCGGGAAUGUGUAUUUACUGUUGAUAGGAGCAUCUUUAAAUGUAUUUGCGUACGCCUUUACAAAUAUAUUUCUAAGGGAAUCAUUGGAAGGAGCUAUACAGGGGCGGCUCGGUACCCUAUUAGAUUGGUCUUUAGUGAAACAGAUGGCACGCGAAUGUUUCAAGAAACGGCCUAACUUCGGUAGAGCACAGAUCCUGCUCCUCACCGUUGCGAACAGUCUAACGAUAUUCAUAUUAUACGGUUCCAUGAAUUUGGAAUAUCUGUACACGAGAGAGAAACUGCGCUGGGCUCUGAAAGACUACACGUUAUAUUCGGCCUUGAGCACGACGAUAUCGUUCGCGGGCGGUUUCUUGGGCAUUAUAGUUGUGCAGAAGUUACUGAAGAUCGGCGAUCUGGCCUUUGUGAACGUCGCUUAUCUCUCGAUGAUCGUCGAGUACGUCGUGAAAGCGCUUGCAGUUUCAACGUGGCAUAUGUAUUUGAGUUCCACUAUAUCGUUGUUCAAAGGGCUAUCGUCACCGCUAUUGAGGUCGUUGUUGACAAAAAUACUGCCUAUCAGUGAUAUCGCUAAAGUAUUCGCGCUAAUGUCGGCUAUUGAGGGCUUAUGCCCUUUACUGUCUCCGCUUCUGUACAAUUCCUUAUACGAAUGCACGAUAUCAACAUUCCCGGCGGCUUUUUAUAUGCUCAGCAUUGGGAUCGUGUGCGUAUCUUGCACGUUUAUUGGAUUAGUACAAUAUUUCAGAAGGAAUGUGUCAACGCCCUAUGAGAGGUUGCAAGAUUCACCAACGAUUGCAUAAAAUACGUAAAAACCUUUUUAUAUAAAUGUGCCUUACAUUACUAAAACCCACAUAUUGUGCAUAAUGUCACAAUUGAAAAGUGAUAUGGUUGGGUUAGAUUAGAAAAACGUGCGUAAUUUGAUUUUUCAUUUGCAGAGUAGAUUGUUUAUAAAUUGCCUAUAAAUAUCUACAAUAUUUUUUAUUGAUAACUGUACCUAACAGACUGGAUAUUCCGGAAGGUAUAGUGCGGGAAGGGCGGAAGGGAAACUAUUUCAUCUACUGGCCAAAAGAUAUUUUUACAUACUGUCAAAAUCUAGAGAAUUAAUUUUAAAUAUAUCGACGCUUGAAAUGCAAACGUGACUAAGCGACAAUGCGUGAACCUUACAGUAGACUAAUUAAAAGUUGAAAUACCUAAAAAAAAUUAUAUUUUAACGAAUCUAGCUGUAGGAUUGAAAUGAUUUUAAUAGACCUAGAAAUAUAUAUUUUUUUGCGCAUCGAAUAUGGUUAUUGCUUAUCAUGUAUGUACAAAGCAGUUAUUUUCGCUUAGUCACAUUUGCAUUUCAAGCGUCGAUAUACAUUAAAAUAUAUUUAACUAAUUUCAAAUUUUGGACUUCGGUUCUUAAUCAAAUGAAUGAUCUUAAUUUUUGUAUUUGAACAAAAAUUUGUAGCUUAUAGCAGAAGUUUUAUAGGUAAUCUAAUUAUUUAGGUAGGUAGGUACUUAAUUAUUACGGGGUCGUAAAUAAUUGUGAUAUAUUUUUUAAAUUAUACUUUUAAGAAACUAGGUACAUUAAAUAUAAUUAAAUGUUGUACACAUAAGUUAUCUUAUUAAAAAGAGUUGUAAUCCCAAGGGGUUUAUAGAAUCAUAUAGAUUUUUCAUUGCAUCCACACCAAAACUGAUUUUAAAGAUUUUAUAAAAAUAUUGGGGUUUAGAAGUUACCAGAAGAAUAUACGUUUAUAAUUAAGGAAAACUCGUAGCCAAGUCAGUAAUUUUGUAUACAUGCACAUUCAGAAUUCUUUGUUAUAAAUUAACAGAAAAAGCAACAGCAAUUUCCUGUGCAACAUUUUUUACUUUUAUUUUGUAUUAACAUUAAAUAAAAGAAACUCUGUGAUAAGUAGUAUUCCGAAAAACUGGUAGCGUACUAUAUAUACACUUUUAUAAAAUUGUAUCAUAAAAUCUCAUGAAAAAAAUAUCGCGUACUUUGCCGUGGCGUAUAAGUAUGAAAGGAGAAACCCCAUUCUGGGCCUAAGCGUUACACGAAUGGGAUAUGUACCAAAAAAUUCGUCUAUUUUGCUUGAUUAACCUAUUGAAAUCUUAGCUUCAUUGACAAUGGUCAAGUGUAGAAAAUAAGUUGAAUUCUAUUUUUUUGUUUUAAACAAUCUUUGUAAACAUCUGCAAAACUUAUUUCAAUAUACUUAACUAGCUCCACAAACGUGUGGGUUAGAAUUAGAGCAUCCCUAAAAUAGGAUCGAUAAAAAAGUUUUCAUUAAAAUUAAAAUAAGACUGACCUAAAGGUCCUAGUUACCAGGUCAUAAAAUCUCUUAAAAAAACAUUUCGUGCGCAGCGCGUUUCGCAUUACGUUGUUUUUAAUUUUGGAUUUCGUUCGUUUUCGUAAACAACCUAAUGCACGAUUUCUCGUAACAGGUUCCAUUUUUAUUUUCAAAGCAACUUGUUGCUGCAACAGGUUUCGUAAAAAAUUACUCACCUUUAGUAGGAAACAAAUAUCGUUUUUUAUUAAAAUAUCUCGAACAAUAAACAUAACCUAAAAUGUAAACAUUGUCUGAUUUUACCAAUUUGGCCAUUGCUGGGAGACCUGAAAAUUGGGCUCAUGAAACCUUCAUAAGUGUUGUAAUUUAUGUCCAAAUUCUAGCACUGUAACGCCAGGCCCAAGUUUGUAUGGAUUUCGGGUUUCUCCUUUAUGAAUGGAUUGUUAGUCAUUUUAUAAAAUAUCAAGUUAAAAAAACAAUAAGACGGACCUUGUUAUGUUAUGAUUUUAUGCGGAAUAAUGCACUCUGAUGACAAUUCAUUCAGACUCAAUAAUCAACUCGGACAUUUUUAGACAAUUUCGUAGUUUUAAUUGGAGCAACUUGUUUAAAUAUAUCCUUAAAGAAUAAUAAUAUAUCAAUAGAUUUAAUUCGAAUCAGGAGUAUUUUCCCGCUCUGGCGUAGCUGGAAUGGGUAGGUAAAAAAAAAGUAUUUUAUAUUUAUCUGUAAAACUCGAAUGUGAUGUUCUGUUAAGUCACAAUAAAGUUCUGUCUAAGC
This is a messenger RNA of Bombyx mori (domestic silkworm), 4123 nucleotides long. RefSeq names its product probable peptidoglycan muropeptide transporter SLC46. Lineage: Eukaryota; Metazoa; Arthropoda; Insecta; Lepidoptera; Bombycidae. The transcript has 8 exons. Gene Ontology annotation, biological process: transmembrane transport. Gene Ontology annotation, cellular component: membrane. The record is from RefSeq and is a predicted model, not a curated record. The coding region runs from base 446 to 1885 and encodes 479 amino acids. Gene Ontology annotation, molecular function: transmembrane transporter activity.